Messenger RNA from Ostrinia furnacalis (Asian corn borer), 2570 nucleotides. It is a transcript of the gene Hsc70-5, whose product is annotated as Heat shock protein 70 cognate 5. The transcript has 14 exons. The record is from RefSeq and is a predicted model, not a curated record. Bases 107 to 2170 code for a protein of 687 amino acids. Gene Ontology annotation, biological process: protein folding. Lineage: Eukaryota; Metazoa; Arthropoda; Insecta; Lepidoptera; Crambidae. Gene Ontology annotation, molecular function: ATP binding; ATP-dependent protein folding chaperone.
AGAAAAAAAAGUAAAAAUUGUUCUUUCAUGAAGUUGCGUCACCCACAUGUUUGAAGUGAAUUGAAGUCAAAAAAUAAAUUAAAUAGUUGUUUUUACUGAAAUAAAAAUGUUGUGCGCGACGCGGGCUUUCGGCCGAAAGGCGUUGGAGUGUUCCGGCAUCGGAACCGAGUAUUACACACAAAGGAAUUUCUCGACAAUCCUCAAAAACACUGCUGCGCCAACAGUACCCAUCUACCAACGGCAUGCGCUUCAAUACAGGAAUAAGUCCGAUGGAGUCCGAGGAGCAGUCAUUGGUAUCGAUUUGGGUACCACGAACUCGUGUGUCGCCGUCAUGGAGGGAAAGACGCCGAAGGUGGUGGAAAACAGCGAAGGAUCCCGCACCACGCCAUCCCACGUGGCAUUCACCAAAGACGGCGAGCGGCUUGUAGGCACCCCGGCCAAGCGACAGGCGGUGACCAACAGUGGGAAUACGUUCUACGCGACCAAACGACUUAUUGGCAGACGGUUCGAUGACCCAGAAGUACAGAAGGAUAUGAAGAAUCUGUCGUAUAAGGUCGUCAGGGCGUCGAAUGGAGAUGCUUGGGUGCAAGGCAGCGACGGCAAAGUCUACUCCCCAAGCCAGAUCGGAGCCUUCGUGCUGAUCAAGAUGAAGGAGACAGCCGAAGCUUAUCUGAACACCACCGUGAAGAAUGCCGUCAUUACUGUACCUGCUUACUUCAAUGACUCCCAGAGACAGGCCACUAAGGAUGCCGGUCAAAUCUCCGGUUUGAACGUGCUCCGCGUCAUCAACGAACCCACCGCCGCCGCUCUCGCCUACGGAAUGGACAAGACUGACGACAAAAUCAUAGCCGUAUACGACUUGGGAGGCGGUACCUUCGACAUCUCGGUUCUGGAGAUUCAAAAGGGCGUGUUCGAAGUCAAAUCCACAAAUGGAGACACACUGCUGGGCGGUGAAGACUUCGACAACGUUAUAGUCAACUUUUUGGUUGACGAGUUCAAGAGAGACCAAGGCUUGGACAUCCGCAAAGACGCGAUGGCCAUGCAGCGACUGAAGGAAGCGGCUGAGAAGGCCAAGAUCGAACUCUCAGGCUCCCUGCAGACCGAUAUCAACCUGCCCUACCUGACUAUGGACGCGUCGGGACCUAAGCAUAUGAACCUGAAGAUGACCCGCUCCAAACUGGAGUCUCUAGUAGGGGACCUCAUCAAGCGCACAGUGGCGCCGUGCCAGCGCGCACUGCAAGACGCCGAGGUGCAGAGGACUGACAUCGGAGAAGUGCUGCUAGUCGGUGGCAUGACUAGGAUGCCCAAGGUCCAAUCGACAGUCCAAGAGAUAUUCGGCCGCGCGCCAUCUCGCGCGGUUAACCCUGACGAAGCGGUCGCCGUAGGCGCAGCCGUCCAAGGCGGAGUACUAGCCGGUGACGUCACGGACAUCCUGCUGCUGGACGUGACGCCGCUGUCGCUCGGCAUCGAGACCCUGGGCGGAGUGUUCACGAAGCUGAUCACCAGGAACACCACCAUCCCCACCAAGAAGAGCCAGGUCUUCUCCACCGCCGCCGACGGCCAGACCCAAGUCGAAAUCAAAGUACACCAAGGCGAGCGUGAGAUGGCGCUAGACAACAAACUGCUCGGCCAGUUCUCUCUGGUGGGAAUCCCGCCCGCUCCCAGAGGAGUGCCCCAGAUUGAGGUCACGUUCGACAUUGAUGCCAACGGAAUCGUACACGUAUCGGCGAGAGACAAGGGCACCGGCAAGGAGCAACAGAUCGUGAUCCAAUCAUCGGGCGGUCUAUCCAAGGACGAAAUCGAGAACAUGGUGAAGGCCGCGGAGCAGUUCGCAGCGGCCGACAAGAGCCGCCGCGAGCGCGUGGAGGCCGCCAACCAGGCCGAGGGCGUGCUGCACGACACCGAGACCAAGAUGGACGAGUACAAGAGCCAGCUGCCGCAGGAGGAGUGCGACAAACUGCGCGUAGAAAUCGCGGCGCUGCGCGAGCUUCUAGCCAAGAAAGACACCGCCGACCCCGAAGAGAUCCGAACCGCCACCGGACAGCUGCAGCAGGCUAGCUUGAAGCUGUUCGAGCAGGCGUACAAGAAGAUGGCCGCUGAACGCGAGGGACAGGGCCAACAGCAACAGACUGAGCAGAAGGAACAGGAGAAGAAAGAAGAUAAGAACUAAGCGGAACACGCUGUGCGGUCGAGUGUCGAAUGUCGCGGGGUAGUUGUAACUGAGUACCAGUGAGGUCUGUAACUGAUUACACUUUGUAGCAACUGAUUACAUUUUUGUAGCAACUGAUUGCAUUUUUGUAAAAACUAAUUAGACUUUGUAGCAACUGAUUACAUUUUUUGUAAAAACUAAUUACAUUCUGUUUUCGUUGAUUCAGCAGCGGCUAUGUUGUUUUAGAGUUUUGAAUGUGUAAGUUAUGCUACAGGGCAUUUAAUUAAUUUACUGAAACUAAUUACACUUUGUAAAAACCUUUUGUAGCAACUAAUUACACUCUGCUUUCGUUUAUUCAGCAGCUGUCAUGUUGUUUUAGGGCUGAUUUUUCAAUCGUCGUUAUCCGAUAUACAACGUGUCC